AUGAGAUAAAAUAUUUCCUUUCAACCAUAAACAGAUGACAAAAAUGUUUUUCAAUCGAACUCUUCCAAUAUAUAUGGUACAGGCAGAUUUGGAGAUAUAAGACCAAAAAACAUUACAUUUUAAGGUAAUGACAGUUAACAUAACAUGGUUUUUGAUCCCAAUAAAGUUUAAUCAUCUCAACAUAUGACAUUCUAUAAAUAAAAUGAUAGUAAUAGAUAAUCAGGGGCUAAAGUUGGAUCGUAAAUAGAUUCACAACAAAAAGGAUUUGCAUUUUCAUAAAGUCCAAAUCCAUUUUUAUAACAAUCAGAACCAUAAGAAAAAUAAUAAUUUAGUAGUUAAGGAUCUGAUAAAAAGAAGGGAGCCUCAGAUAAAUAUUUUAAAAAUGGAAAUCAUUAAUAAUAGUUUUAUAAUAAAAAUGCAUAGCAACCCAAUUUUGAAGAGAGAAUUUGUGAAUAACAUGGAAAUGCUGCCAAGUUUAUUUGUACAACUGUAGGUUGUUUGGUUGGAGGCUUAUGUGAGGAAUGUUAACAUUAAUGUCCUAAUAUAACUGAUAUUGAAGACUAUUUUAGAGUUUUAGAGUUGAAAUUAGCAAAUCAAUAAUUAGAUGUGAUAUAAAAUGAGAAAUUUAAAUCUCUCUCUUCAAUUAGAGAUUAUUUUAAUUAAAUUCGACAGGAUAUAAUCAAUCAAAUAGAUGAAUUAGAAAUCAAAUUUAUAGCAAAAGUAAUUAAUGAGACUAGUUUUAAUAUUGAAUUGCCACAUCAAUUUGUUUAAGAGUUGUUUGAAACCAAUUUAAUAGAUCUUACUAGAUAGACUUCAUAAUUAUCAAAACUCAUAUACAACGACUUUUUGAAGGUUUCAGAAUUCAGCAAAGUCUUUGUAUCUGAUUAAAGUAGAUUCUAAAAAAAACUAUAAAAGAAUAUCUAAUUAUUAAAUUAGCUUUUUAGUAAUUUUAUUUAUUGUUGUGAAUAAUAGCUAUUAAACUGUGUUGUCGAUCAUUCAGAAUUAAAUCUUUAAUUGAUUGAUUAGUAAUCAUAGUUUCACUAAAGUAAAACUUUCGAGAAUUAAAUGAAGAACUUGAAAUCCUACAAAACAAUAUAAAAUAAAUCUAAAAACAUUUCUGACAUCUGCUUAAUUUCAAAUUCAAUGUUAGCCUCAGCAGAAGAAAAUGGAGAAAUAACCCUCUGGAAAUUACCUUACUUUGUUUAAAUACAUAAAUUUCAGCAUGGUGUCGAGUGUAUAUCAUUGGCUGCAAUCAAGGAUAAUUAAAAUACACAGUUUCUUCUGAGCGCAGGCAAAGACAGAGAUGAAUACUAAAUUUAUUUAUGGAAUGUAGAUCUAAGAUCUAGAGUAGGUGAUGUGAUUGGCCAUUCUAAACAAUUAAGAAAGAUUGUACCGUUGGCUUAUUCACAAAUAGCCUGGUGUUAGGAUGAUUCAAAAAUAAGAGUCUGGAAAUUAAAUGAAAAAGAGCUAGCACAUGAACUCAAUGUCCAUUCAGCCUGGAUCAAUGAUUUAUGUAAAGUAUCAAGAACCUAAAUUGCUUCUUGCAGUAGAGAUUACACAGUGGCAGUCAUUGAUUAUCUAACUGGAAAGACUAAAUUUAUUAUCAAAGAUGUCACCUAUGUGAAUUGUGUUACAUCAAUCAAUAGUGAAUUGUUUGCUUUUGCUAAUUAUAAUGGAUAAUUGAACAACCAUAACUUAUACAAUAAAUCUAAGUAUCGAUGA
Paramecium tetraurelia is the source of this 1722-nucleotide messenger RNA. RefSeq lists its product as uncharacterized. Lineage: Eukaryota; Ciliophora; Oligohymenophorea; Peniculida; Parameciidae. The record is from RefSeq and is a predicted model, not a curated record. The transcript is spliced from 4 exons. Gene Ontology annotation, molecular function: protein binding.